AUGGGGCCAUCAAAUUGGUUCCAACUCCUGGCAUCAAUGGCCAUCAGCAGCGUCAUUCUGAUGAACGCCAACUCCUCUCUCGCCGCUCCUGUUGCAAAGUACGACCCCUUGGUGAUCGAUACGUUCCGUAGCCCUGAAACCAAUGACCUCGGAUUCUGGCAUGGCGUUGACGAAGGGAUGCCCUCUGAAUAUGGCGAAGAUUUCCUACGCCUUUCCCCCACAAAUGCCGAUAUGAACUUCUAUACCCAGAUAGCCACCAGCUGUCUCGACAUGACCGCCUAUAAAGACUCUUAUCUUCAUGUCGUCUUCAAGGGGUCAGAUAAGUUCACUAUCAGUGUAACGCAGCAUAAUGCGGAGUGUGAUCAGGAGAGGGCACCGUUCCCUGAAACAUGGGAUUCGGUCGAGGCCUCGCGAUAUUCUAGAGGAGGUCAUAUCUAUGUUCCCCUCUCUCAUUUCUACAUUGACUUUAUGAGACCCAACUCGAUUGGUUUUCACGGCUUCUAUACGAGAAAAGAUGUUACCUUGUUCAAGGUUGAGAUUGUUUCAUCCCUUCCGAAGGGUAUAAAGCUACCCGACAAGCUUCCGACUGGCACUCUGGCAUUGAGAUGCAAGAGACCGAACUCAUUUGCCUUUGGUAUUGAUGACGGACAGCCACAAUAUGCUCAGGAGGUCAUGAAAAUGAUAGCUGAAGAAAAUAUCCUAGUUACCUUCUUCACCGUCGGUAACGGGUUGUUAGAUGAGGCUGCAAACUUUACAAAUGUAUACAAGGAUAUGUUGGACCGUGGACACCAGGUUGCUCUUCAUACAUACUCCCAUCCCAUGAUGGAAGGCCUGCCAACUACAGAGAAGAUCGAUGAAGAAUUUAAAAAGAAUAUGGAGGUUUUCAAAGAAAAAUUAGGCAUUGAGACCUUGGUUACUGACCCAUACAUCAUCAACUGGAGUGUGGAUAUUGAAGAUUGGUUAUGGGCUGGCUCUCCAACUCCUGAGAAGCAACUGGAGGCCUUCAAGAGAGACUUAGAAAAAGGUGGUGAUAUUGCUGUCAUGCACUAUCUUAAUCCUACCACUAUCUCCUACUUCAGAGAAGUAUUCCAACUAGUCAAAAAGUCUGGGAGGCGCAUUAUGCGUGUUGAUCAGUGCAUGGAAGACCCAUCUGCGCCACCAUUGAAGUAA
Trichophyton verrucosum HKI 0517 is the source of this 1170-nucleotide messenger RNA. RefSeq lists its product as uncharacterized. Gene Ontology annotation, molecular function: hydrolase activity, acting on carbon-nitrogen (but not peptide) bonds. Gene Ontology annotation, biological process: carbohydrate metabolic process. The transcript is spliced from 3 exons. Bases 1 to 1170 code for a protein of 389 amino acids. The record is from RefSeq and is a predicted model, not a curated record. NCBI's taxonomy places the organism in Eukaryota, Fungi, Ascomycota, Eurotiomycetes, Onygenales, Arthrodermataceae.